AUAUUGACUUUGCAAUUCCAAUUUUAUCAUCAUCUUUUUAACUAUUUAAAUAUAAAAUUAUUUCAGCCAGCAACGUGCAGCCUUUGGAAGAUUACGAUGGACCAAGAGCUCCUUUGCUUCGUCAAGUGUCUUUGGAUGAAGAGCGUCGCGAUGACUGCCAGGGUCAUUGGAACCACUACUUGGAGGAAGAGGAGGAAAGAGGCGUUAGACUGUUCAGAGCACUGUUGCUUCAACACUUGAGACUCGAGGAACUGAGGCCGCCGCCUUGUAUAGUUGCACCAGCGAAACCUGAUCCGAGGGGAUGGUGGAUGUAUUGGCGUGAUUGGCGAGCUCUGGAACGGGCUGCUCGGAGGUUUAGGGAGUCGAAGGCCCGUGGGAGGCUGGCUGCCAGAGCUGAACAUAUAUCACUUUUAAGUCUAGAUGAGGUUGCUUUUGAAGAUAUCAUGCAAGAGCUGUGCCAGGCAUGUGCACACAUAGAGCAGCGAGCACUAGUUGUGUUAGCGUUCUUAUGCGAAGUGUGCGCUCGCGCAGUGCGCGUAGGCGGCUGGUGUCGAGCCACAGAUUGGGCAGCGAAUCAUGUUGCUAAGUUUGCUACGCCAUGGGCAAUACGGCAUGGAGGAUGGAGUGCUGUGGUAGAAAGAGCAUAUGGAUCCAGACGUGAAGACACACUAUUAGCCGGUGCAGCUUUCGCAGCAUUGGUGGCGUUCCUACUCUUCUGCCGCACACGUUUGCGACAUGCUCUGUUGUAA
Molecule: messenger RNA, 749 nt
Organism: Diatraea saccharalis (sugarcane borer)
Lineage: Eukaryota; Metazoa; Arthropoda; Insecta; Lepidoptera; Crambidae
Source: the annotation of a GenBank genome assembly